GAAAGAAACCACCCACGCAUCAGAGCCGCCAAGGCGACUGUUUCUCCACGGCCACGGCUCCACCCUCCACUUGUUGAAAGACUCCGCCGCUCCGCCCCCUACCGCCAGUCUCCCGCUAUUUAUCGGAGGGCACCCUCCGUGCUUAAACCCCUUGCGCUCCCCCUGGAUUACACUUCCCCUCAUGCUGUUCUCCCUGCCUGCUGCUCCUCCUAGAUCGAUUACACUUUCCUUCCUCGGCCCAACUGCUGCACCUUUGCCCGGAGCGGCGUCUUUUUUGUUGCGCGCGCUAGCUUAAUUGAUUCGGUUCCCGCCGCGUGCCUCGGUCGAUGGCGGAGGCGCUGGGAGCGCUUUGCCGCGGCGGAGGAUGGUCCUAUGCGGCGAUCUGGAGCACCGACCGUCGCGACCCAAGGUUGCUCACCAUAGGAGAGUGCCACUGCGAAGAUGAAGCCCGAAAAGUUGUUGAGAAUAUGCUUAAUCAGGUCCAUGUUGUUGGAGAAGGCAUCAUAGGAUCAGCUCUAGCAAGUGGGGAGUGCCGAUGGAUUUCCGAUGACAUUUUCUUUAAUUUGGUUCAGACAUGCAACACAGACAACCUAAGCUUAUUUCAGGGCUAUACUUGGUGGCAACAUCAGUUCCUAAGCGGAAUAAAGACUAUUGCAGUAAUACCUAUCCCGACACUUGGUGUGGCACAGUUCGGCUCAACACAAAAGGUUUCUGAGAGCUUAGAGUUUCUGGACCAUGUUAAAGGUACAUUUAGUGGAAGAGAAAGCAUCUUAUGGGAUCCUUCAACCAAACAUAUCCGUAAAUUCCCUCAUAAUUCUCAAUGUCAACUCAGUUCUCUGAGCACAGAAGGUCUUGUGCCUAUCAAGGCUGACCCGGAAAACAAGAAACUUCCUGAAAACACAGUAGCCGUAGAAUCUCUUGGGAGUUUAGUUAGUAGUUCAAGCAAUUAUUCUCCGAGCUCUUCAAAUGGUUUCACCUCCUUCGGAAGUUGCAAUGGUCUAAAUCCUCAUAUAGUGGCCAUGCCAGUGAACUCCAAGUCAAUAAAUGCGGUCAGAGUAUUUCAUAAUGUCAGCAAUUUGAUGCAGCACAAUAUUGGUUCAGAAAAUCAAUUACAGAUUCAAUAUAGUAAACAGCCUGAUUCUUGUUUAGCAAGUGCAACCACAUCUUAUUCCGGUUUGAACAAUCUUCCAAGAAUAGAGCAUGAGCUGUCAUGUGCACCUAACAAGCAAGGAUAUUAUCCCCAAAGUGAAAAACUAUCAAAUUACCACAACUCAUUCUCAGCCUGUUUUCCUGAGGGUGAUGAGCUGAAACCCAUGUUAUUUGACAACAACAGCUCUAUUGCUCAAAAUAACCUAAUGCAAGAAGCCAAGGCCAAUGGAUUUACAUCUCAGACUGAUUGUGCAGUCCAUGAAUUGCCUAAUGAAACAUUAGGAGAAACUGCUGUAGAUACGGUAAAUUGUGGCAGAAAAGGGGACAAUGGAAAUAGCAAUUUGCUCGAAAGUAUGAUAUUCGAUCCCCUCACGCAUGAUUGGUGGGAUGACAGUGUCCUAUUAGCAGGAAAUGUUCCACAUUUCGGUGCCACUACCACAGUCCCUGUUACAGAACAGACAAAAAGUGCUCCGUUAUCAAUUGAAGGGAGGGGGUUGUUUUCGGAAUCUGCCCUUGAAGAACUGCUUGGUGCCAGUCCUGCUGUGGCUAGCAGUGAUCCAUUAGCCGAUUGUUUCUCAGGCUGUGAAUUACCAGGGUAUGCCCAUCAAGACUCUUACUCAUUGUGCAAGGAACAAGUACCGACAUCAAACUUCCCUUCCAGCAGCCAUACAUCUGAGAAUAUGUCAAAUGGAGUAUCAAAGGCAAUCCCAGUGUCCCUGGCGAAUUUAUCUAUGGAUGAUUGCUGCAGUUUGAACACUGCAAAUUCCAUGGUCGGACAAGUAAAGAAUCCUGAGGGAGCAAAGGCUAUAAAGAAAAGGGCUAGACCAGGUGAGAGCACGCGGCCAAGACCAAAGGACCGGCAGCAGAUACAAGAUCGUGUCAAGGAAUUGCGUGAGAUAGUCCCGAACAGUGCAAAGUGUAGCAUUGAUGCUUUGUUGGACCGAACAAUCAAGCACAUGAUUUUUCUACAAGGUGUAACAAAGUAUGCAGAGAAAAUUAAGCAAGCCGAUGAACCCAAGAUGAUCAGCAAGGAUAGUGGUUCUGUCUUGAGAGAUAACUCAAGUGGUGUUGUCUUGAAAGAUAACUCCAGUGCUGCAAGCAAUGGUGGUGCCACGUGGGCCUAUGAGGUUGCAGGACAGACUAUGGUUUGCCCAAUAAUUGUAGAGGAUCUUGCACCACCUGGUCAAAUGCUUGUGGAGAUGCUAUGUGAGGAACGGGGCUUUUUUCUAGAGAUAGCAGACACCAUACGUGGAUUUGGACUGACAAUCUUGAAGGGGCUGAUGGAACUCCGUGAUGGCAAGAUAAUGGCGCGAUUUCUUGUCGAGGCAAACAAGAACGUGACUAGGAUGGACAUAUUUCUGUCACUUGUUCAGUUACUACAGCAAAAUAGCCUCAAUAGAUCUUCUGACCAGCUAGCUAAGGUAAUAAGUAAUGGGGUUCCAUCUUUCGCGGAGCAUCAGCAAUCUCCAAUAUCGAUCCCAGUUGGCCUUGCCGAGAGAUAACAGCGAAUAAACAUUCAGAGUGCUGAACUGUGCUUGAUGUUGACUGUCAGGCGUUGAUAGGAAUGGCAAGUUCGAGAUGUAGCGAAUGUGCAUUGCGGCGUGAAAAAAUAAAUCAGUUACUAGUAUUCAUCAGAAGAUGUAGAAGGUUUCUCAUUUAAUUUUGUGUAGCCAAUUUAGAAAUGUCAAGGCAGCUGUUGUAAUUGGGACACUGGUGUAAAUGUAUGUUGCUUGUUCUUGUGCAGUGACUAUUGAUGUUUUUUUUACCAAGAAUCGAGUUGUCUUGGCGGUUCUGUUA
Messenger RNA from Brachypodium distachyon (stiff brome), 2946 nucleotides. Its product is annotated as transcription factor EMB1444. NCBI's taxonomy places the organism in Eukaryota, Viridiplantae, Streptophyta, Magnoliopsida, Poales, Poaceae. The record is from RefSeq and is a predicted model, not a curated record. Gene Ontology annotation, molecular function: protein dimerization activity; DNA-binding transcription factor activity. Bases 327 to 2651 code for a protein of 774 amino acids. The transcript has 10 exons. Gene Ontology annotation, biological process: regulation of DNA-templated transcription.